Messenger RNA from Solea solea (common sole), 4429 nucleotides. RefSeq names its product major facilitator superfamily domain-containing protein 6-A-like. Gene Ontology annotation, biological process: antigen processing and presentation of exogenous peptide antigen via MHC class I. Lineage: Eukaryota; Metazoa; Chordata; Actinopteri; Pleuronectiformes; Soleidae. The record is from RefSeq and is a predicted model, not a curated record. Bases 259 to 2661 code for a protein of 800 amino acids. The transcript has 7 exons. Gene Ontology annotation, cellular component: plasma membrane.
UGUCAUUCUCUGAACAGGUGGAAGCUCCGGUUCAACGAGCCUCUGUUGUUCACAAUAGAAAGGGCUCGGAGCCGGGGAAACACUUUAAAUUCACAUUACAGUGAAAGAAACGCGAACUCUUUGCCUUAAAUCACGCGUUGUUCGACAGUUUGGAGUAAUUAUGAGCGGUUUCCAGUGAGAAAUUAUGCGAGCGAAGAGCGAACAAAUCAACACAAACUGCGCAGUCAUAGUUUAAUGGGAGCGGUGACCUGAGCAGAUAUGCCUGCUGACGACAAGGUUGCCAUCCUGACAGAUGACGAGGAAGAGCAGAAGAGGAAGUAUGUCUUGGACGAUCCGUUCAACACCCUGUCGGUGGGUGAGCAGCAGGUGGAUGUGUCCACGACACCUGCGCCCCCGGCUGACACGCCGACGGAACCACCCUCAGCUCUACAGCGUGACAACAUUGACUGCUGCGAGAGGAUAUGCCUCCACAUCAACAGCCACCUGCUCGUCUCCAAAAUAUUCUACUUUUUCUUCUACGCCGCCUAUGGAUCACUGCAUCCCCUGCUGGCCGUGUACUACAAGCAGCUCGGCAUGUCGCCCAGCCGCAGCGGGCUGCUCGUCGGCAUCCGCUACUUCAUAGAGUUCUGCAGUGCCCCGUUUUGGGGCGUGAUCGCCGACCGCUUUAAGAAGGGGAAAGUCGUCCUGCUGUUCUCUGUGUUCUGCUGGCUGGUGUUCAACUGCGGCAUCGGAUUUGUCAAACCCGCUGAGAUAAAGUGCGUGGAAAAAUACCCCGUGACGACGACGGCGAUGCCCACGACCACCGUGAACCCUGCCACGACAACACUUGUGUUCAACAAUGACACAGAUCUGGGCAACUCAACCAACCACACCAGGCGUCGCCGGAGCCUUCUGGACCUUCCUAGUAUUUUUAAACACCUGGACUUCACUGUGCUCUCCAGGUUUAAACGAGACACUGACACUGACACUAACUCAACAUCACCCCCGUUUAUGCCGUUAAACACCACCCAGGCUGUGCCAAACACCACCCUGUCCACCACCACAACCACCACCUCUCCUGGACCAACCACUGCCAAGGAGUUCCAGCCCAUAUUCAACCAGGACCAGGUGGAGAAAAUCUUUCUAAUCAUUCUGCUCGUCAUCAUUGUUGGCGAGUUCUUCAGCGCCCCGGCUGUCACGAUCGUGGACACAAUCACUCUGCAGUACCUCGGCAAAGCGCGCGACCGCUACGGCCUGCAGAGGAUGUGGGGCUCCCUGGGCUGGGGCAUGGCCAUGCUGCUGGUGGGAAUCUGGAUCGACCACACGCACGUCAAAGUCACGGUCGAAGGCGAGGGCUGCGUCGUGCCCGAGUACCAGCACAACUACCAGCUGGCCUUCAUCGUCUUUGGGGUGCUGAUGGGCUUGGCGCUCAUCGUCGCCACUCAGUUCUACUUUGAGAAAGGGGGGAACCAUCAGCACGAGCUUCCGGAAGCGGUGGUGGAGCAGACGCCGGAGACCAGCACCUCAGACCAGACUUUCAGCAGCCCCGACGCCCCUCAGGAGUUCCAGUACAGUGACCUCCUGAAGCUUCUCUGCAGCGUGCGCUACAGCUCCGUGCUGUUUGUCGCCUGGUUCAUGGGCUUCGGUUACGGCUUCGUGUUCACCUUCCUCUACUGGCAUCUGGAGGACCUGAAGGGGACGACCACGCUGUUUGGUGUCUGCUCCGUCCUGAGCCACAUCUCUGAGCUCGCCGCUUACUUCACCAGUCACAAGUUCAUCGAGCUGGUUGGACAUGUCAGAGUGCUGUACAUUGGCCUGGCCUGCAACACAGCGCGGUACUUGUACAUCUCCUAUUUGCAGAACGCCUGGACCGUGCUGCCCAUGGAGGUCCUUCAAGGUGUCACUCACGCUUCAGUUUGGGCGGCGUGCAUCUCCUUCCUGAGCGCCGCAGUCCCUCCAGCGCUGAGGACGUCGGCGCAGGGAAUCCUGCAGGGCCUCCACCUGGGUCUGGGCCGCGGCUGUGGAGCCAUGGUGGGAGGAGUGUUUGUCAACUACUUUGGUGCUGCAGAGACAUUCAGAGGAAUAGGCAUGGCCUCACUCGUCAUCCUCCUCAUAUUUUCCUUCAUCCAGUGUUUGGGCGGAGGGAUUGAGGGCAAAGAGGACAAGAUGUUGGCCGAGAACGUCCCAGUCCCCUCCAGCCCGGUCCCCAUCGCCACCAUCGAUCUGGUUCAGAGCCACAACGGCGUUGGUGGCCCCACCCCGGGCCUCCAUUCUCCCGUCUUACCCGUCAGGAAGACCAAGCACCAGGAGGAUCAGGAGGACGUGACCCGGCCGGCGUGGAUGCUCUCCGGAUCCCCGUGGGUCACCGUCGCCUUUGCCAUCUUCCAAAUCAAGGAGAUGAUGAACAUGGCCAAACUUGGCGGACCUCCACCAGAGACUCGCCCCCUACAGGUACCUAAUGAUCAGGAGGCGACUGAGAGCGUUAAUAUGGAGGAGGAGGAGGAGGAGGAGGAGGAGUCGCACAGAAAUUCAGGUGACGACAACACAGAUCCACCGCCAGCCACCUCAGAACCACCCACACAACCUAACACCACCCACCCAAAUGAAGACCAAACGCACCCGUCCUCAGACAGAGGAGGGCCCACAGAAGACCCAGCUGUUAUAGCAGAAAACACAGACUGACGUUUUAGGUUUCAAUUAUUUUUUUACCCACUUAAGCUUCAAACUCUAGGUUUUAUUGCUGCAAAAACACCCAUCUCAACAAAUCACAGAGUCUUAAAUCUUACGUGUCGGGUCCUUUCUGAAGUGGGAUCAAUGGUUAAUGGUUUUUAAGACUUAGACUUGUUCGAAUGGGUGUUUUUUUUUUGCAGUUGGGACUUUGUCGUGAACGAUUAAAUGACAAAAAGAGCCGUGUUUGGGCCGCAUUUUGCAAAUCCGACACGCCUCACAACUGCACUAUAUUAUUAUUACAACUGCCGUUUGUCGGCGGAGUGUGAAGGAAAGUCCUUCGAGUGUGAAGAAUGUGCCUCUCAAUAAGUUAUUUGUCGAUUUAUUUAUAUAUAUAAACAUAAAAAAGGGAAGUCAAUUUGUAGAUUUUAAAUGAAGCAACAGCACAAUCGUGACACAUUCCAUUCAUUUUCACUGGUGAAUUAGGUUUAAAACUUGAGCAGAUAUUUGCAUGCGUUGUUAUAAAACGGUUCCCAGUUGUUAAUUCACCACCCGUAUUUUUCAUAUUGACUGUGGACCAGAAACCAGAAACUUCAGGAAAUAUUGGGUUUUAAAUAAAACCUUUUAAAUAUUCAUACUUCGGGUAUGACUUUUCCAAAAAAAACCACAGAUUUAAUGUUUUCUGCUGCAGGCCGCAGUGUUAGCUUUUUAUGAGACGCGACACACCUGUUCUGUCAACAGUUUGUUUAGAGCUAUUUUAAUCUGGGUUCAGGCCACAUUAAUCUUAAUUUAAUCAUGAAAAGUUGUUAUAUGCUGCUGCCAGACUAGUUUUUAAAAUGUACUCUUUAUUUUAUUUAUUUUUUUGGCUGCAACACAAAAACCAUUCCUUAAAUUGCAUCAUGUGAGGGUUUUAAAAAAAGGGAUGUAAAAGUCUGAAAAUGAACCUGCCGAAACUUGCAGAAACACUGCUUUUAUAUCUUCUUACCGUCUCUCUUUUGCUGAAUCUUACUGUGUCCUUGGCAACGCUGUAUUAAAACGGUGUCUGUGGACGAGGGGGUCUGAAAUAAUAAUAUUAAUAAUUAUUAUUAUUAUUAUUAUUAUUAAUAAAUGAAACAGUGUUUGUCAAACUCGUGACAUCGACUUCAGUUUCCAGCGCAGUCACAGUACACUAAGUGGAUCUGCGGUGGAAAGAUGUCACAGCAUGCAUUAUUUCAGAUUUCACCAUCCUCGUGCUUGUAUAUUUUCCUGAUGAGCACUUAACUGUAGAAGGAGCUGGAAAUGAAGAAGUGCCUCAUUUUAAACUGACUGUACGCCUUUAAAUCGUCUUUGUCGUCUUAACUUAUUAUUACAAAGAUGUCAAGCAAGGAUCCCUUUACUGUGAGAGAGAGAGAGAGAGAGCGCUCUGUCAUCUUUAUUGCAUUUAUUGGGGGUUUUUUGUUUUUGUUUUUUACCGUGAAGGUCAAUUUCACUGCUUUCGUAUUUAAAUAACUGCCAAUAACUGACACGCCGUACCUGCUGUCUUUGAUUUCAAUGCCAAAAAUGCCCAGUAUUCCGUGUUUUUGAGGUGUUUCCCCAAGUAGGAACGUAUGUUUGGAAUUGAAGAAAUUCUGUUUACUGUUGAUAGCUUAAAGAUUAAAGGAGGUUUUUUGGGGGGAAAAAUAGCAGCAAAGUGUGUUUCUCUUUGUGUGUGUGUUUAAGUCUUGGAAGCCAGUAUCAGCACUAGAAUGCAGUAUCACUGUAACCACCAUAUUACCAGAAUUAUUAAAGGUGUUGAUGAAAAGCA